GGCUUUCACUAGCUAUUGAGAACCAUGUCUGACAACGGAGAACUGGAAGACAAACCACCAGCUCCUCCUGUCCGGAUGAGCAGUGUCAUCUUCAGUUCAGGGGGCAAAGAUCCUUUGGCCGCCAACCACAGCUUGAAACCCCUGCCCUCUGUCCCAGAAGAGAGAAAACCUAGGUCGAAAAUCAUCUCCAUAUUCUAUAGCAAUGAAAAAGGAAGCAAGAAGAAAGAAAAGGAGCGGCCAGAAAUCUCCCCGCCGUCGGAUUUUGAACAUACCAUCCAUGUUGGCUUUGAUGCUGUCACUGGAGAGUUCACGGGAAUGCCAGAACAAUGGGCUCGGUUGCUUCAGACCUCAAAUAUCACCAAGCUAGAACAGAAGAAGAACCCCCAGGCAGUACUGGAUGUGCUGAAAUUCUAUGACUCCAAAGACACAGCAAAACAGAAAUAUCUGAGUUUUUCUGCUCCAGAAAAAGAUGGUUUCCCUUCAGGAAUGCCAACGACCAAUGCCAAAGGUUCAGAACCAUCAACAACUGUGGCAGAUGAGGAUGAGGAUGAUGAAGAAGCUCCUCCUCCUGUGAUUGCUCCACGGCCAGAUCACACAAAAUCGAUUUAUACCCGCUCUGUGAUUGACCCCAUCCCUGCCCCAGCUGGUGACUCCUGUGCUGACAGCGCCACGAAAUCGGGGGAUAAGCAGAAAAAGAAGACCAAGAUGUCAGAUGAAGACAUCAUGGAAAAACUACGCACUAUUGUAAGCAUAGGAGAUCCCAAGAAAAAAUACACCAGAUAUGAAAAAAUCGGGCAGGGGGCUUCAGGUACAGUUUUCACAGCUAUUGAUGUGGCAACAGGGCAGGAGGUGGCUAUUAAACAGAUCAACCUGCAGAAACAGCCCAAGAAGGAGCUGAUUAUUAACGAGAUCUUGGUAAUGAAGGAGCUAAAGAACCCCAACAUAGUCAACUUCUUGGACAGUUACCUCGUAGGAGAUGAGUUGUUUGUGGUGAUGGAGUAUCUGGCUGGUGGCUCUCUAACAGAUGUGGUCACAGAAACAUGUAUGGAUGAGGCACAGAUUGCUGCUGUCUGCAGGGAGUGCUUGCAAGCACUUGAGUUCCUCCAUGCCAACCAGGUCAUCCACAGAGACAUUAAGAGUGACAAUGUGCUCUUGGGAAUGGAUGGAUCAGUUAAAUUAACCGACUUUGGUUUCUGUGCUCAGAUCACCCCUGAGCAGAGCAAGCGCAGCACCAUGGUGGGAACUCCGUACUGGAUGGCUCCAGAGGUGGUCACACGGAAAGCAUAUGGCCCCAAAGUGGAUAUCUGGUCUCUGGGCAUCAUGGCUAUUGAGAUGGUGGAAGGAGAACCCCCAUACCUCAAUGAAAACCCCCUGAGGGCUUUAUAUUUGAUAGCAACUAAUGGCACACCAGAACUCCAGAACCCCGAGAAACUGUCCCCAAUAUUCCGGGAUUUCUUGAACCGAUGUUUGGAGAUGGAUGUAGAGAAAAGAGGAUCAGCCAAAGAAUUGCUACAGCAUCCCUUCUUGAAACUGGCCAAACCUCUGUCCAGCUUGACGCCACUGAUCUUGGCAGCCAAAGAAGCAAUGAAGAGUAACCGCUAACAUCCUGCCACAGCCUUCCUCCUUUUUUUGUUUGUUUGUAUUUUACAAAUCUUUAUAAUAUAUGAAAUUGUUACACUUCAGUGGGGAGGGAAGGGAUUUUGGUGGGGGGGGAGGAGGGUGGGAAACGUCUACAGAAGGGAAGAAACUCUCAUCCAGAAGACACCCAAAAUACAUUGUGGCGACUCUAGCGAUCCCGGUCUGGGGUCCAGAAGGAAUUGAGGACUGAAUUACUGGCCUUUAGUUGUGUUUUAUUCUGAUUUUUUUUUUUUUUUUUCCCAGACAGCCCAGAAAUGCCACUUACUGUGCCCGGGGCGUUAAGGGUUUUUAACGACUUCGCUGUAACAGCUCCUGUUCGUUGUACCCUCUGGGUACUUUCAAUACUUGAAUGACAGGUUCAAGCUUUCAGAGAGCAGUACUAAUUUUACCUGCUGAUCUCUUUGACUCUCCUCUUCCUCCCCUCUACCUGUUGGCUUCUAAAUCCCUCUGGUAAAGCUCCCCCAUGACGAGAUUCACGGCAGGUGUGGCGAAUGUGAAGGUACAUCUUGCCCCUCAUUUCUUUUACGGACAAGCUGUUGCUGCACUGUAGAAUUGACAACUUGGCUACUUAGGGAGUCGUAAUGCAUGGAGAUGUUUUUCACUUUCUAAGAUGAAUAAGGAGAGGGGGGGAGGAGAAGUGUUCAGCUUUUUCUUAUGCCUGUGCUCUGUGGACUUUUUUUUAAUCAAAAACGUGGGCUCUUUGUAGAACCGUAAUGAUCGGUCAAGUCUUUUGAUGUGGGUUAUGGAUAUGUAGGUUGGGGUCAGAUACUUUAUUUAUGAUCAAAUGAUCAGUUCUAGUCAGGGCAAGAAAAAAUUCCAGCUGUCUUCCUUGUGUGCUCUUUUUUCCCUGUUAGACUUGCUGGCCAGAAGCUUAAGGGUUAACGUGCUUGGUGCGGUGGGUGGUUUAAAAACAUGUAUCUAUGCUCUGACUUGGGCUUUGGAAGUUAUGCUGGUGCCUUUGACUUUUUUAUUUUACAUUUCCCUUUUUUGUAUCAAAUACAUUUUUGUAUAUGUUGUAAUUUUUUCCCCCAAGCGAAUAAUGCAUCAACCUAUGGAGUUGUCAGAGUUUAAGUAUUAGAGCUAUUUUUUCCAGUUUUGUAUGUGCUCCAUUUGUACUAACGAAACCAGAAGAACAAGUAACCAGAUCUGAGGACACUGAAGAUACAGGAUUUUUAAACUAUGAUCCAAACAGAAGAUGAUGAACACCUGGAGAUGCCAAAGCACUGUUCUGAGGUGGAAGCUGAGGGGAGGACAGUGCUGAGGGGACGUGUCACAUUGAUCCUUCUCACUAAAGACGUUGUGCCAGCCAGGACGGCUGCAGUGAACCCUUCAAUGCAAGAAAAAGUGCCUCCUUUUGAAGGACAGUGAGAACCAGAGUGGUUGAGUUCUUGGGGUGCUGCCAGGGGCGAGUGUAGCAGAGCCUGUGCCCCUGGCUCCUUUGAGUGCUACAGUCUAUGCAUUUCAACCUCCCCGAGUGUUUGAGGAAGAGCCAACUGUAGUAACAAUGUGCCAAAUAAGUCUGUGAAAGAACAACCAUGCCUUUAGUGGGAUUUUAUUGCAUUCCCAGUGGGGCAGGGCCUGGGACAGACAGAGUUAUGGUUGGGUAUGGACAGAGGACCCUGAAUAAAAACCUUUUUGCACACUUUUCCAAACAUUGCUGGCAGGGGAUAGAAGUCAUAUUCAGAGAAUAUCAGUACCUGUAUAGAGAUAAUGACAUUUUGAGGACUGGUAGCCAAGGUAUGACAAAACCAACUUCCAGCUGAGAGCAGCCAGCCAGGACAGUGGAGGCUGUUUGGGGUGAUGAUGGAGGGGAGCAGGGCUGGGGUCUCACAGCAUCUGCUGGGACUCAGGAGCUCCUGGGGAUUGUGUGGUGCCAGCAGAGUGCCUUGCUGGGCAGGUUCAGCUUGUGUCCUGCUCCUGUGUGGUAGUUAAAAUCCAUGUUGGGUGAAAUAUCUUAACUGUUCCAUCACAGGGAUAGAUCCCUCUAGCUGUGAGUGUAAGAAUAUGGCUUUAAAUUUUAAAUUCAAGGAGGUGUCUCAUUCCAGCCAAGGAAAUCCAGAUGCAUUUCCCAGGGGAAAAAAAAUUAUUGGGAGCCAGGGACACUGUAAUCACCCCAGGUUGAGUGUAUCUGGCUCCCUGGUCAAAUGGAGCAGCAAGGAGGCUUGGCUGAGGAAAAAACAUGUUGUACCAAUGGUUCCCUCUUUGUCCGUUGCUGGCAAUGGACUUGGUAAAACUCCUUGUGCCAGACUUAAACUGGGAGCUUUUCUUUCUUUCCUCUUUUUUUUUUUUUUUUAAAUGACACAAUCUAUAUAAAUUUAGCUUUUCUUUUUUUAAUAGAAAGAGAACAAGAAAUCGUAAGUAAUUUUAACUUAUUAGUUCACUUUUAUCGAUGAAAGAGAAUGGUUUGAAAUAUAUGUUACAAAAAUUCGUUCAAUUUAGUCCAUUUUGGAGAUGAUUUCUGAAGUUUCAGCCACCUUAGCACACAAAACUUGGCCCAAUCCCAAAGUUCCCAAAUAGUGUGUGUGACCUGGGAAGGUGUUUAGCUCUGAGGCUGAGAAGUGUCAGCAUCUCCCUCUCCCCAUGCAGCACGGUUGGUAUGUGGUGAGGUUUCUCUUGGGGAUCAGAGGUGGAGCUGGCAGGAGAGGAGAGCCAGGAGAAGGUUUUUGUGCUGUGCUUUGGUGUCUUGGUGGGUCGGGCAUCGCUUUUCCAGCGGUGUCACCUGGAUGUGUGUGCCAGGUUAAAACUGCAAGCCGUGGUUUUUUCCCUGGUGGGAGUAGGUUGGAGUCCUUAAGGCUUGGUGCAGGGCUGGGCAGCUCUGCUUUGUCUGUCACUGGGGCAGGUGGAGACCAGCCAGAGCUUGAGGAGGUGAUGGGAAGGGACAGAUUGCAUCCCAACGUGGGCAUUCCCAUGCCUCUCUCCUGGGUGCCCACAUGAGAUCCUGAGUCAGGAUCAAAUGUGCACAUGAUCCGUCUGAAGUGUCCCGUGUGGUCAGUGGGGCAGCUUUUGGCUGAGAUGCAGUGUGCAGGGAAUGUGAGACUCCUGGGACUUUCUUGUGAUCAUAGAAUAAACCAGAUUUCUCUUUAAAAACAACCAUGGGAAUGUGCACUUUGCCCUAAUGAGACUAAUUGGAGCUUCCCCCCGGCUCUCCGUGCAGGGAGGUGCGAGGGUUUGGCUAAAGCAGAUGGGUCCCAUUGUCAGAGGGGCUGGGGAGGGACAAGGAAGCAGUUAAGGGUCUCUCCAGCUGGAAUUGAGUCCAUAAAUCUCUCUGGUCUGUUUUUCCCUCUGUUCCUUACGCUGUCGAUGGAAAUGGAAGUAGGUGCAAGCUUUCUUUUUAUUUUUUUAACUGUCUUCAGAUGUUAAUGUUGCCUUUUUGUGUAAUUUAAUCCCAUUAUGUUAUUUAAUUGUUACUGCAAUAUUAACUACUGUAUUUGUUGACUUUGUUUAAUAACUGUUCUUUCAGGGCUAGAAAUAAACUUUUAAAAAACA
Messenger RNA from Manacus vitellinus (golden-collared manakin), 5124 nucleotides. RefSeq names its product p21 (RAC1) activated kinase 2 (gene PAK2). Gene Ontology annotation, molecular function: protein serine/threonine kinase activity; ATP binding. Lineage: Eukaryota; Metazoa; Chordata; Aves; Passeriformes; Pipridae. Bases 25 to 1602 code for a protein of 525 amino acids. Gene Ontology annotation, cellular component: cytoplasm. The transcript is spliced from 14 exons. The record is from RefSeq and is a predicted model, not a curated record. Gene Ontology annotation, biological process: protein phosphorylation; regulation of axonogenesis; intracellular signal transduction.